Messenger RNA from Dermacentor andersoni, 2428 nucleotides. Its product is annotated as endothelin-converting enzyme 1-like. Lineage: Eukaryota; Metazoa; Arthropoda; Arachnida; Ixodida; Ixodidae. The record is from RefSeq and is a predicted model, not a curated record. Gene Ontology annotation, molecular function: metalloendopeptidase activity. Gene Ontology annotation, biological process: protein processing. Gene Ontology annotation, cellular component: plasma membrane.
ACGAGUGAAGAAGAAAAGCUUCGCACAGCGAACGAGUACCAGUCGGAGUCGCAAUCCUUACAGCUCAUCCCUGCCGGCGUGAGCCAAACGUCCAAAAAUCCGCACCACUCCGUCGGUGUUCCUCGGCGAGUGUCCGAUGAAUUGAGUCAGCGCGGUGCUCGAAAAAAUGGCCGCCUAUGGACGGCAUCCUCAGCCGCAGCGCUCUCGGUCUCUGCCGACCUUACUGGACUCGUCGGGUCGAGUCAACAUGCGUCCCAUCAGCGUGGGCAGCAUUGAUACGCCGGGCUCGUUUGCACCCAUACGCAGGUCAUCGUCCUGGAUUGCAACGACAAGUUUCGGCAUAGAGAGCUCCCGCCGCGCGUCCCUGGCACCUGCGGUCGCGGCCGCGGCGGCGGCCUUGCGGGUCCCGUUGUCGGCACGUCGGAUGUCCCAAGGCAACAGCUUCACCAGUGGCAUGCAGCGACGCCCGUUAACGCCGUUCUGCUACGCCGUGAUCGCCGCCUUGUGCCUGGUGGUGUCACUGGCCGUGCUUUUAUCCUUCCUGUUGUGGCUCCUAGAAGGCGGCGAAAGGGACCCGUCGGCGACGUGCACGAGCCACGCGUGUCGCGAGUACGCUCAGCUGCUGCUCGCCUCGCUCAACUUGUCCGUGAAGCCGUGCCACAGCUUCACGCGCUUCGUGUGCGACGGCUGGCGGAGGCGCCAAUUGCUCGGCGUCCAGGAGGAGGCCUUCGGUUCCGCCAGCGAGAAGAUUGCGCGCAUUGUGCGCGCCAUCGACGUGCACCCCUCGGGACAGAAGCCACUCGAACGGGCGGCCAUGCUGUACAGGAGUUGCAUCGCCGUGCUGACGACACCGAUGGGCGAGUUUGCCGACGUGAAGGCCGCACUGCGCGCGGCCAGUGUAACGUGGCCUCACCAACCUCCUCCGAUUGAACGACGAGACCUGCUGCGCAUGAUGUUCCACUGUGACUACACGCUGGGAUGGAGCGCCGUGUUCCGUGUCGACCCUGAGCUGUACAAGAACUCGACCAAGGCCUACGUGCUCACCGACUCGGGCUUCAACUUCAUCGUGCGCCAGUACCACGAGCGGCACUCGGAGGCGCACCGUGAGCUCUACUUCACCCGCCUUCGGAACGCGUUUCGGGACACGGACGAAGCAGCAGCCUCGGAUGUCAUCACUUUCAAUGAGACGCAGCGGCUGGAGGAAAAUAUGUUCGGUCCGCUGAUAGCAGCCUUCCACAAGAACGCGCCGAAAGUUUCGACGGUGCCUGCUGACGUGGUGUACAACGCAUCGGCCAACCUGUCGCUGGACCGGUGGACGGAGGUGUUUCAGCGUGAAGGCGUCGAGCUGGUCGGGCAACUGGAGUUCCGCACAUGGAACCUGCCCUUCUUCAGCACCUUCGUCGACCUGUUGGCGAAACACGGAGAGCUGGACAUGUACGCCUACGUAUCCUGGUGCACAGUGCAGGUUGCGGCACUGUUUGCCAGCGACGAGCUCGUGGUGAACUUCUACGGGCACCCGCAGCGAGCGCUGGUCUACCACGGUGCGUUCUGCCUGAGCCGCGCCUACAUCGCGGCCAGCAAGGCGCUGCUGUCUGACUACGCCCGCGAAGUACUACCUGCAGUAGCGCGCCGCCACGCAGAGUCCAUCGCGUUGGCUGUUCGAGCCGCUUUCCUGGAACGCCUGUCCACCUGGACCGACUAUGACGCUGACGUGAGCGUGAUAGGGUCGUGGGAGGAAGUGUCGCUGACUUUCAGCAUCUUUGCGCCGCCGCCCGAGCAUAACUUCACCGACAUAAUCGUGGGUGAGAUGGGCGACUCGUUCCUGCAGAACUGGCAGAACGCGUGGAAUUCGCGCACUAACUACCGCGCCAUCGACAUCAAGAUUGCGAUCACGGCCAUCGAGACCCUGGCCUUCUCUGCGGACGUCGAGUAUCGCAAGGACUUCAUCUUGAUGCCCUAUGUCUUGUCUUUCCCGUACUACGACACGAACGCAAUGUCGCCCCUCAACUACGGCGGGUUCGGCGCUCAGGUGGCCUUUGCCGUGGGACAGAGGUUCCACGACACGUAUCUGAGCGCGGGAGUCGGCGGGGACUCGUUCAGAACAUUCCUGUCCUGCAUCUCAAACCGCUCGCUCUCCGUCGAGCGCACAGACACGGCGUCGUUAUUCGCCGAGGUCGUUUCCUUGGGUGCCCUGGUAGACGCGUACCACAACGUCAGCGAUAACCGGCGCCUUGUCCUCCUGGAACGCAUGACGGACAAGCAGCUGCUAUUCAUCGCCAUCUGCUAUGCCAAGUGCAUCGGCAGUUACUACAUCGUCAACGAUUCGAUGUGCGAUGUGGUGCUGCAGAACGUGCCGGAGUUCUCCAAGGCCUUCGACUGCAUGCCGGGCACACCCAUGAACCCCCACCAACAGUGCAAACUCUUGUGA